UCUGCUGCUUAAUCUUCAGAAAGGACUGCCCACUGGGAUACUGUUCUCUAUCCGUCUUUCACGCACAUUAAUCAGCCUCGCACUCUCUCUCUCUCCUACUUUCUCAAUAUUUGACACUGUGUUUCUGUAUCGGCUGUCAUAUAUCUCCUCAACUCUCCUGUUCUCCUUUUUUAUCACUUCUUUUUCGCUGCUCACAUUGUGUCUCAGUCAGAGGGACGCAGUUGGACAGGUUGGAUACCAACAUACUGAUAGAUAAUGGCAUAUCUGAGAUAUAAAAGUACCUUUGUGUUGUCUCUGUGGGCGUCCCUGCUCUGUGUAGCGCUAAUGACUCUUUCCCUGGAGGCAGACGCACCAAAGACAAGCCUGUACGUUUGGAAAAAAGGUGUAUGGGGUGUAUGUAUAGCCAGCGAUUGUGGUUCUGUCGGGCUCCAGAAUCGCUCAGUAUGGUGCGUCCAUUCAGAAGGCUGGAGUACACAUCAGUCCAAUUGCUUUCCGUCUGAUCGACCGCCACACCAGCGAGUGUGUGUGAAGACGUGCGAAUGCCAGAAGGAUCUGUUUGAAUGGCGUUUGUCUCCUUGGGGUCCCUGCACCCCGACUCCUUUCCUCCCAGCCAAUCGAUGUGUGACCGCUCAGCACGGAUUACAAAACCGAGAAGUGCUGUGUGUGAAACGCACUAACAGCACCACGGUGAGCCUGCGUAUGUGUGAAGCGUUCUCUUCGACACCCGAACGAGACCAGGCAUGUUUGUUGCCCUGUCCUAUCGACUGCGUCGUCUCCGCCUUCUCUCAUUGGUCCACCUGCAGCCGCACCUGUGGGUCAGCCCUCCAGCAACGCAUCAGGCACGUUCUAGCCCCGCCCCUUUACGGAGGUGCUGACUGUCCCAGCCUCACCCAGACACGCCCGUGUAACCACGACAACACCCACCCCACACUAUGUCCUUCUGACCAACAGGAGUACAGUUACAGUUUGUGGGUGGGGCCCUGGAGCCCGUGUAGACUUAAAGGAAAAGCGCUUGUUGGAAAGACAACAGUGGACUUUAGUUUUGGGCUGGAUGAAAAUAAAGCAGACAAAGCGGCCUAUUUUGUCAAACGACACAAUGUUCAUCAUCAAAAUCACUAUGAUGAUAAGAUAGGCCACAGAGCAUUGUGGGAAAUCACGAUCGGAUAUCAGACUCGGCAACUUCGCUGCACAAGGAGUGAUGGGAAGAAUUCAAUGAUAAGCCUUUGCGACCAUGACAACAGCCCGGUGAACUUCCGGUCCUGCGUAAUGCCCAGAGAUUGCAAAGUGUCUGAUUGGUCAACGUGGAGUCCUUGUUCAAAGACCUGUCAAAUAUCCGACCAAUCGCCAGGCUUCAGAAGUAGAUUCCGCAGUGUAAAGAGAUCAGCCAUUGGCGGAGGAGAGGCAUGUCCGGCAUUGGUUGAAACACAGCGGUGUAAUAUUUUGGAUGACGCACUGCCGUUUUGCCCAAGGUAUGGAUGGAGGGUGACCAAUUGGAAUCCAUGUCAGGUGACCCCCCUUUUGAGUCAACAGGACCACCGCCAUAGCAAUACCAGCAUCCUGUGUGGAGGUGGGAUCCAGACGCGAGAAGCAUAUUGUGUCAGCAUCCAUAACAACACAGCUCCAUCACAUAUCAAGAGGCCUGCCGGGAGGAACUUGUGCACUGGACCUUUACCGCCCUUGGCUCAGUCUUGCUCCAUCCCCUGUCUGAAACAUUGCCCCCUCACACCUUGGACACCUUGGGGACCCUGUCUCCAUGACAACUGCUUAGAACCUCAAGGGAAGAGAGGUUUCAGAGUGAGGACUCGUUCUUUGAUCAGUGAGUCUUGGGUGGAGUCCCACAGUUGCCCUCAUAUCACCGAAGCAAUGAUCUGUGAUGACCCCAUCUGCUUCCUCUGGCGGGUGACAUCUCAGGGGCCCUGUGUUCCUUAUAAUGGAUCGUGUGGUUUGGGAACCCAGGAACAGACUGUGGAGUGCAUCUCUGUGAUUGGAGAGUCAGCCUCUAGUGAGCGAUGUCCAGGUGAUCCUCCUCCAGUCCAGCAGCCGUGUGAGAUGGGCUGCCCAGGGGACUGUGUGCUGGGACACUGGGCUUCCUGGUCUCCAUGUUCACAGUCCUGUUCUAAUAAACAUUUUGAGGGAAAACAGACUCGCUCGCGGCCCGUUCUCGCUCUUCCUAGGGAGCAAGGCAAAACUUGUUCUCUAUCCUCUGAGCUGGAGCAGUGGAGACCCUGUGGUACACACUCAUGCACAGUAUACUACUGGGAUACUUCACCUUGGGACGCCUGUGUGCCAGAAUCCAUCACAAAUGGGGGUGAGAGGAGCAUCACAGACCAGAUGGAGAAUGAAGCCACAUGUGGUACUGGGGUGCAAAUGCGGCAAGUUACCUGCAGAAAAGCUGGAAAUGGACAGAUUGCACCAAAACGCUGUCCUGAAUCAUCUCGUCCUGAAUCGAUCCGGUCUUGUGCUGUUCCUUGCCAAAUUGACUGUGUCGUCACACCUUUUAGUGAAUGGAGCCCCUGUCCCACUUCUUGUGUACCAGUGAAUGACACAGCCUCAGCUCAGUCACGCCACAGGAUUAUUAUCCAGAGACCUGCUAAUGGAGGUCAAGAAUGUCCAGACACUCUUUAUGAGGAGAGAGAAUGUGAGCCGUCCCCUCUGUGCCCACUUUACAGAUGGCAGACCCACCGCUGGCAUCAGUGCAUUCUGGUACCCGAUUCAGUGAGACAGGCUGUGGGCGGUCCCACAGAGGCAUGCGGGAUGGGCCUGGAGGUAAGAGAUGUGGCGUGCGUGGAUGCAGAUGAUGCUCCAGCAGAUAUGGCUGACUGUUUGAGGUGGGCAGGUGUGAUGCCUGAACAGGUGAGGGAGUGUCAGGUGCCAUGCAAAAAUGAAUGCACCUUCACUUCCUGGAGCAGAUUCACCCCGUGCCAAGGCUGUAGAAGUUGGCGCACCCGAAACCGUUCUUUGAUAGGUCGCAGUAAGAAACGCUGGCGUUGUCAGCAGCAGGAGUUGAUUCCUCUCCAGGAGAAAGAAGCUUGCCCCUGUUCUGAAUUUCACGCCAAGCCUUGUGGUCCGUGGUCCCCCUGUUUGCUCCCUCCGACAGCAAACCAGGCUGAACAUCCUUUCAUCAGAGCAGUUUACCAGCAAGGCCAAAAGGCAGUCCAGGACUGGCGAGUUCAAAGAAAGAACAGCGAGUGUGGGCCUGGAAAGCGCUACAGAGCCCUCGCCUGUCUGGAUCACCAGGGACGACUAGUGGAACCAGAUCACUGUAGCAGCUCUGGCUAUGAAGAGGAAAUGUGUCAUGUGCCCUGCUCUACAGACUGUAAGCUGAGCGAGUGGUCUCAUUGGUCCACCUGCAGCGCCUCUUGUGGUGGGGGUGUAAAAGUUCGCUCUCAGUGGCUACGAGAAAAACCUUUUAAUGGAGGCCGACCCUGCCCGCAACUAAAUUACAAAAAUCAGGUGUCUGAGGUGCUGCACUGUUACUCUCAAUGCAGUCAGUAUGUGUGGGUUGCAGGCUCCUGGUCCAUGUGCAUCAUAAACCCAACAAACACUAACAACACUACAACGAAUACAACAGAAGGACAGCCUGUCUUCGGAAAUGGCCUGUGGACCCGCAAAAUCCGCUGUGUUAAAAGGGAUGGACAGAACCCGGACGAGAGUGUGGAUGACUCACUGUGCGACCAGGAGGAGCGGCCAAUCACAGCUGAGACCUGUCGACUGCCAUACCCCACCCACUGCGUGACAUCGGAAUGGAGCCAAUGGACCAAAUGUAGUGUGGACUGUAAUGAUGGUGAUUUAAGGUGGAGGAGCAGAACUAUAUUAAGAUGGCCAGAAGGAAAUCAUACCUGUCCUGAUCUAAACCAAACUCUACCCUGUAACAAUAUGACCUGUCUCAAAUACUCAUACGUAUAUUCAGACUGGAGUAGCUGUCAGAUAGGUGAAAAUGCAGUAUGCGGCAGGGGGAUUAAGACUCGACUCCUGAACUGUGUCCGCACUGACAGAAAGCUGGUGGAACUGAGCAUGUGCAAAGAGUUGGGUCCUUCACGUGGAAAGCUGUCUUCCCCGUGUGAGGUGGGCUGUCCUGUAAAUUGCCUGCUCACAGAGUGGUCCACCUGGUCAGAAUGUUCGCACACCUGUGGAAGCCAAAGUCAGAUGACACGCACCCGGAUGGUUUUACAGUCUGCUGGAGAGGGAGGGCGCCCGUGUCCGUCUCAGCUCUCGCAGACUCGCUCGUGUCCCAUCAGGCCCUGCUACAGCUGGAGGCUGGGGGACUGGAGUCCAUGCAGGGUGGAGGGCGCUGACUGUGGUGAGGGUGUAAGUCGGAGGGAAAUGUCCUGUGUGGUGCACUGGGGUUCUCUCUCUGGUCCUCCUCAGCCUGUCCCUGUAGAAGACCAGUGGUGUGUGGUACAUUCCCAGAGUAAAAUCAGUGAGAUUGAGUUACAGCAGCCCUGCACGAUCCCUUGUCCAGGUGAAUGUCACUUGAGCCAAUGGUCAACGUGGAGUUCAUGUCAGCUGCUGUGUUUGGAUGGCCUGAGUUUUGAGACUUGGGGUCGACAGGCUCGUUCUAGAGCCGUAGUCACGCAGGUGGCUGAGAACCAAGAUACAUGUCCCAGUCAGGUUUAUGAGACACAGCCAUGCCAAGGUGGGACCUGUCUCAGUUAUGAAUGGAUUACUGGUGACUGGAGGCAUAACCGCAGACUGGUGUGGUGUCAGCGUUCUGAUGGAGUUAACGUCACAGGAGGCUGCAUCUCCCAAAACAAGCCCUCUGCUGUGAGACAAUGUCAUCCUCCAUGUAUCAAACCAUUCUCUUUCUGCACACAGAGUGGAGUUUGUGGUUGUGAGAAAGGUUUCACAGUGGUCAUGACCUCUCACGGUUUCCUGGAUUACUGCACCAGAACUCCAGGGUUGGAUCACAAGAAAGCAGAUGUGAAGAGGAGUGCGAGGCAUCCUAGACCAGAACAUGCUCGAAACAAGAACCAAAUCAAUGAUUGGGCACUGCAUCCCCUUGGACGAGAUGGGCGUGUAAAGCUGUGGGUUUAUGGGCUGAUGGCUGCUGGGUUCGUCCUGAUUCUCCUCCUCAUUCUUAUGUCCUUCCUCUUGUGUAAAGACACAGAGGGCAGUCCCAGCAAUUGUCCUCAGAAGGCAAUGUCUCUGGCAUAUGAUGGUGAUGUGGAUAUGUGAACUCUUCCUAACUGUGUGUAUGCAAUACUGAAGCUAUCUCAAAUCGGUCUGACUAUGUUUAGUCCACAACAUGGAUGUUUACAGUACACAGGCAGAGCCAGACAGAGAUGUUGUUGAUGUUUAAACACAGCAGAAAGAACUAAAUUACAUAACUAAAACGGAAUGUGUCAUGCGUCUGUUGUGUGUUUGUGUGCAUUGAUGAGCGCGGACCUGUGUGUGCAGGUGUGUGUCUGUAUGCUGUAUAUGUGUUUUAAUGUGUAAUGCUUGCAGUUAUGGGCCCACAUGAAACUUACUGUACUUCUGCAGAAAGUUCAUCAUAUUUCAGAAGAAAUUUAUUAUUUAUAAACUUUUCUACAAAUUUGUCCCUUUAUUGUUAGUAUUAUGAUUAAGUCUAAUUUUGUUUUACCACUAAGACUGUAAACUCUUUUCAAACUUGUUUAGACACAUUCCAUACAAUUUGACAAACUUGUCCUGUACAUGUUUAUGAUCUCUAAAAGGGGUUUCAGUGAUGCACUAUGUUAGUGCCAGCUUAAGUGGCAUAUUUAUUUAUUUGUUUUAAAACUAUCUUAGCAUUUGAAUAACCCUUGACCAGCCAUGAAGUGUUGAACAAUUUUAUACCCCUGAUAAGAAGUUGAAAGAAUGCCUGUGACAUGCUCUUUUUUUUUAAGUGUAUGCUGUAAAUAUUUUCUAUGUGUCUUUGAGCGCUUUAUAAAUAAACGUAAAUCUUU
This is a messenger RNA of Triplophysa dalaica, 5903 nucleotides long. RefSeq names its product thrombospondin, type I, domain containing 7Bb (gene thsd7bb). The transcript is spliced from 28 exons. Gene Ontology annotation, cellular component: plasma membrane. Gene Ontology annotation, biological process: actin cytoskeleton organization. NCBI's taxonomy places the organism in Eukaryota, Metazoa, Chordata, Actinopteri, Cypriniformes, Nemacheilidae. The coding region runs from base 256 to 5175 and encodes 1639 amino acids. The record is from RefSeq and is a predicted model, not a curated record.